AACAGUCAGUGGUGGGACUGACUGAGGCAAAGGAGGGAGGAUAAAGCAGGGAUAGAGACAGAAAGGAGAAGAGAAAAACAGAUCAUUAUACAGCAAACGAGUGAGAGGCCGCUGAAUGAAUAACAAGGACGGGAUUACAAAGCCUGAAAAAGAAGGAGAGAACACCGGCUGAAGACUCUCUCUAUCUCUUCCUCUCACUCCCUUCCCCCUUCUCUCUAUACUCCCUGUCACCCAACUCUCUCCCCCUCCCAGGCAAGAAGGCAUGAGCACACUGUCACCCAUCAUUCUCAGCUUGUGGAGCCUUUUGUCCUUCUCUUUUUCUGAACUCUCCAUCUCUUUUGCUCCACACGGGGGUCAAUCCAGAGGGUGAAGAGGAGGAGAGGGGAGGUAGACAGGAGCUGGCCUCUACUCUCCUCCCUCCACACACCCGCAGGGCCCAGAAAAAGAGAGCGAGCUGGUGCAGGAGAAGGGAGCCGUCUGAUGACUUUAAACCCCCAACAAGCUCCUGAGCCCGGACAACCACAGCGCAGAGCCCUCCCCUCCUCCCACCCUGCCUCCCUUAUCCCAGACACUUCUCUGAGUUGGUCAAGGAUUCAUCCAGGACCAUGUUUGGAUUAAAGGCUCCUCACUUCUACCAUCCAGGUAUGAACCAUGAGUCCAAUAAAUCACCAUCAUUAGGAAUGAUCUCCACGGCAUCGCGCACCACGGCUACUGUCAGUCCCCUUAGCCCUCUAACCAAUGGGAACACAGCUGCCCAGUCUGCAAACUCCGGAUUCGCUGCUGCCCUGCGUAAACUGGCCAAACAAGCAGAGGAUCCCAGAGGUGCUGCUCUCAGCUGUGACUCAUCCCCUGUCUCUUCUCCGGCCACCAGCCAUACCUCACCAGUCACCACCCCUAAGCGGGGCUCAUUAGGCCCCCUCCUGGGCCAGACCAGGGGCCACGGUGUCCCCAGCACCCCUCCCGUAGUCACUAUUGCCCCCACGAAGACCAGCAACGGCUUGUGGCGGGCUGACGGACGACAGGUUGAGCCAAGCAUUCAGAGUCUCAACAGGGAGCGAGUGGGUGCUGAAAUCAACCAGCCACAGCAGGGUAAAAGGACUCCACCCACCCCUUCACCUCACCCUCUGGCUCACCCAUUUGGCCUCACCCCUAGCACCGUCAUGCAAGAUCCCAGACUGCAGAGCCUGAGUUUACCAGGACAGAUUCACCCCGUUGUUCCCUCGGGUGCAGUCCCAGAAGAGUACUUGAGAGCGCUGCGGCCCUUUGCCACCUCAGAUGACCUCCGGCUGUCCUCCUUACCCCUGAGUUUAGACCCUGCUGCUGCUGCCCAUGCUGCCGCUGCUGCUGCUUACUAUCACCCCGCCUACCUGCACCACCCACUGUCUUUGCCAAGGAUGGAGGAGUCUCUGUGUCUUUCUGCGCUGCGGUCACAGUUCUACUCUGUGCCGGCAGGGGGCGCCUUCCCUCCUCUCCACCCCUCUGCCCUCCACCUGCACCUGCCUGGAGGCCGCUACCCGGGAGAACUGAACCACACAGCACUGGCUGAGAGGCUACAGAUGGAGAAUGAGCUCCGCCAGCGAGAGAGACAGCAAGAGCGCGAACGAGAGAAAGAAAGGGAGCGAGAGGCAGGGCUGGAACGAGAGCGGGAGGAGGAGAGGGGGAGAGAGCGGGAGAGGGAGCUGGACAGACAGAAGGAGAGACAGAGGGAGAGACAGCAGCAGAUGGUCCGAGCGGCAGAAAGCCACUACCUGGCUGAGCUGCAGGCUCGGAGGGCACCACCAGAGGACAGGGCCCAACCAGGGGAGCGACUGACCCCGAACAGACUGGAUAAGUCCAAGGAGUCAGAGCGCUCUGGUUUCCCGGCACCCAAACCUCUGUCCCUGCAGCCCGGCCUUCACUCCUCCAGGGGCUCUAUCCCUCACCCCGUGCCCAACCUGGUACCCUCUCACCUGGGGAAGCAUGAACCUGCAGCUGCUGGAGCGAUCCAUGGAGCUCUGACGGCUGCCAUGAUGACUCAGAGGGCCAACGAGGCGGCGUGGUUAACAAGGCAACGGGGGCUAGAGAGGGAGGGUCCAUUUGAGAUGGGUCUCAGGUCACCGGGGAAAGGAGUAGAGCCAAGGAGAGAUGCCCACAGAACCAGCUCAGUUCACCACAACCCAGGCAGCAAAGACGUGCCCCCCCUCCUCGGUGCACCUCCUCCCUUAAUCUCCCCUAAAGGACCCCAUCACCAUGCCCCUCGGACUACACUGUGGAACCCCGCCUCUUUCGUAGACACUCCUGCGGAUUCCCUCAGAAAACUCAACCCUCCGACCCCGCCAAGUCGGCCUCCUCCAGAACUGACCAGAGCAGAGAGACCCAUCCUGAGCUGUGGGGAGAAGCUAGAAGAAGGAAGUGGGAGGGGGGCGGAGGGCACAGACAGGUUCGCCUCACUGAGAGGAGCUAGUUUACAAGAACCUGGCUCCUGGAGCAAGGCGCAGCAGAACAGAGCCAUCCAGAGCCUCUAUCAGCGGCAUCACAUCAAUAAUCUCCACCAGCGAGCAUGCGUGACUCCUUCAGUUGGUUCCUGCACUGGCUGGGAGGCCUCUCCGUCUCCAGUGAGAGAGAAACAGAGUCAGCUGCCCGACAGCAUGAUGGUGUACGAUGAGAUCCUCCAGCAGCACCGCCGCCUGCUCAGCAAACUCGACCUGGAGGAGAAGAGGAGGAGGGAGGCCAGAGAGGGAGGUUAUUACUAUGACCUUGAUGAGUCAUAUGAUGAGAGUGAUGAAGAGGAGGUCAAAACUCAUUUGAGGAGAGUCACAGAGCAGCCACCGCUCAAACUGGACACAAGCUCACAGAAAUUGGAUUUCCUGCGUGUGUGUGGUCUGACCACACUCGAGCACCGCGAUGAGCUUCUGGCCCGGAAGAGGAGAAAAAGGAGGAGGAUGAUGAGGGAGCGAAGCGUCUCUCCACCUCCAAGGAAAGCCUCUUCGCCUAUAACACCUUCAGCUCCCUUAACUACCCCAUACUCUGCAGAGCAAAUGGACAGGACCCCUGAACUGGAGGAGAAGAAGGACUUUCUCCUCAUGUUUGACCUCUCCCAUGUCAGCCCACAGCAGAGGAAAGAUAAGGAGCGGACAGAGGAGCUGCUGAAGGCCAUUCAGAGGAAAACUGUGACGUUAGACACUCUCAGAUAUAAUCCUCUACCUCUGUGUAGCAGUCCUCCUGCCCCAUCAGCUGGUGACUCUUCCUCAGCCAUUCUGCUAUGUCAAUCAAACGGUCAUCAAUACCCGGACUCUCCCAGUCCGUCUCCUCCAUACCAUCACAAACCUCGGCAUCUAAUCCAUAACGACUCAUUCAAGCCCUCCGUGGACAACAACAUUACUCGCAUCCCUCCCCCAUUGAGCCUUCAUCAGAAAAAGGCUGAAUUCCCUGAAAUUCAGCCACAAAAGAAGCUCCAGGUUUUCCAGAACGGAGUCGGUGUUUCUCCUCAGAAAAAGGAGCUCAAUCCUGUGCAGAACGGUCGGAGUCGGCCCUCUGAGAGGUUCACACCUGAGACCUUUGCUCAGCACUUCCACCAGGCCGUGCUGCAGUCUACUCACAGCACACUGCAAAACAAAGGGUUUUCAAACAGCUUUCCUGAGGCCGGCAUGAAGGCAGACCACUCGCUGCCUCUCAAUGCCUCUCAGCUGAAAAACUCAAAUCAUAACCACACACCUCACCAAGCACAAAUCAACGGCCAUCACCUCAAUUUCCCUGCAGCCAGUAGGGAUCCUACACAUGCAAAUGUGCUCAAUGACAAUGAGGAGGAGGAGUCUGACCAGGAGGAGGAAGAGGCUGAGGAGGAGAUGGAAGAAGCUCCAAGGAAGUGGCAGGGUAUCGAAGCUAUUUUUGAAGCCUACCAGGAGUAUGUUGAUGAAUGGAGCAUAGAGAAGCAGGUUCUUCACAGUCAACGUAAAAGACUUGAAGCACAAAAUUAUAGUCUCACUAGAACUGCAGAGCAGCUCUCUCUCACCAUGGGGGAUCUGGCAAGUCAGAGGCAGAGAGUGAGAGAGGAGAGAGAGAGACUGCAAGCCCAGCUUGAGCACUUCAGGAGGUGUCUGACACUACCCAACAUUCACUGGGGCAGGGGGCAGGUCAACGGGCACACACCUAGGUGACCUUUAAUGCUGACUCUUUGACAGAUCUGCCUCUGAACAGGAACAAGACAAGACUGGAGCCAGACCACUGUCUGCACCUGAAGCACUUGAAGGAGCUGAUCCUCAUCUUGUGACACCUCUGACUGACAGGUUAUGUUACCUGACUGGUUCCAGAUUCAACAAAUUAGCUGCCAUGUUAGCUACAGCAACGCUAACCUAUGGUCAACUUAAAGUCUGGGCAUUCUCUCUCAUUCUGCCCAGAGAUUGUUACAACACUGUGUAGGUAAAAGAGCAUCUUUGUCAGACUAUCGCUAACCUCUCCUGUUUGUCCCAGAGAUGGCUUUAAGGUCAUUUAUCAACCCUUGAAUAAACUCUACUCAUCCAAACUAAUGACUGUAUCUAAAGAUGGACAGCACAUUCCUGUUUCCUCUUACUGUACAAAAAAAGGGCCAAAAUUACCCUUAUGACAGAAGCUGACAUAAUGUGAUAUCAUUUGGAGCAAGAAAGCACAGUAGAGAAACACUAGUGGCCCCACAGUGAUGUCCCACCCUAUCCAAUACACAAUUUCAAAUUUUAUGAUAAAAGAGUAAAGAUCCCUCAGGUUGGUACGGUCCACAGCCGAUCUGAAUUGUCAGUCAUUUUUUCGACAGACACUCAGAUUUUUAUAAAGUUAAGAACCUCCUGUGCAAAUUACUGUGUAGAGCUGCAUUAAUGAUAUUUUAAGCCAUCAUAUCAUCAAAACAAUUCAUGUUUACUGUGUAUCCCAGGAUGGCAGCAGAAAAAAAUAGAUAUUAAUUUAAACUGAACAUUUUGGUAAGUUACCAAACCAACCAACAAAGGGGAUUAAAAAUUACUUGCUCAUCAGCGAUAGAGUAAGGAGGAACAGAUUUUCUUCAAGCAAAAAGCCAAGGUAUUUAUAAGUUUGAACACAUUCAAUUGCGUCAUUGUUUAAGGUAAAAAUCUCAGCACUACCUUCAACUUGUGACUUAGACCUUGAGAAGUGCAUCAUUUUGGUGUUGUUGGUACUAAGUACAAAUCUUAAGUCACAGAGGUUUCUCUUGACAACAGUUAAGGCGGCCUAUAUUUUAUUUGUUGCAUUUUCUAAUGAAGACGAUGAUGCAUACAGUAAAUCACUGUAUCAUCUGCAUUGAAAAUUAAACUUUGCAUCAGUAGCCUUAAUACACAACUUAUCUAUAUAGAUAAUAAAUAAAAUUAUUGCCAAAACUGAGAGAGUUUGGAAAUUGGUCGAUAGUUACUUGAGGGAUCACCGGCUUUUUAACUGGAAUGACAAAAGCAGCUUCCCAAAUCUUGAUAUUACACCAUUUUCCAUUGUCAGCUUGCAAAUAUAUGUCAAAUGAUCUGCAUCAAAUGGGAUUUAGAAGUCGGUAUACCAAAUGGAGGCAAUAAAAGUAUACCUGCAUAUACCCUGCACUACACUGGUGGUUACAGAGCACGGGUGCACUAUUUCAUUUUGUUUAAUUAGAAAGGUUUGUACCCAGAAAUCUACAGUAGUGGAGAAUCUUUUCCCCAACAAAAUUUGGACAGUUUUAUGUAUUUUUGGUCAUUAAUGCUCUGUUAUGGGAAAUGAAUGUCAAAAAUCUCAUUCUAAAAGUAUAUUAUAAAAGCACUGUAUAUACUGGUGUUAGUCAUCAUUUGCUAAUUAAUGUUCCCUAAUGACAGGAUUACUGUGAGCUGUCACUGUCAGUGUUCCAGGGCUGUAAUAUCAUCAAAGGCGGUCAUGUUUUGCUCAAGUUGACAAUACUUUAUUUAGAGGAAUCUGUUCAGUACUGUCUAUUAUAACCUACAGUGACCCCUGACCAUCCAAUAGCUUAAUUUGCUGUUUUCUCCUCUCUAGCUUUCCUUUCUCUGAUGGGAUUUUGUAGAAGCACAGCCUGGGCUUGUUUUAUUGAAGUAUGGCUCAUCCAACUGAAGAAGAGUCAUUCAUUUAAUAUGAAUUGAAAUUAAACUGGUUAAAGCACUCACAGGUUACAACAGACCAUUAACUUCUCUGUUGUAAAACCUCCAAAUAUUUUGGCUUCACUUUUGGGGAGCUGUUGUUUGUCCAUCUUUUUAUACACACAAUGAUCCAAACUAAAAACAUGUAUCACUUGGUUCAAAUCUGUAGCCUCUGUGGACAGCAGUGAGCAGAGAUGAAGCAUGCAGCAGGAACACUCAGAAAAUAGAAAUUGAGUCAAUGAAUCAAAGCACACCUCAGGCCUUAAACUUGGUAGGAUGCACUUGAAAUGCUUUGGAGGAAAUACUUGACUGUCAACUGUGUUGUUGUAUAAUGUUGUAGUGUUUUCUGAGCGCUGUAUCACAGAUGAAACAGCAGGAAAAGAAAAACAUAGAGGAUGUUAUCUAUUUAAUUGCAGUAUCGAUGGCGUUUUUUUGAAGUUUGAUAGAUUUUCCAUUGAUAAUGCCACUUGCAACAGACAAAGAUUUUUGUAUCUUUUAUUGUUUUCCUCAUUUCUUGUUGGAAGCCAUAUGUUCUGUUUGAAUUGAGAUGCUGCUGGUCAGAAUACAUAUGUUUAGAAAAUGAAGAUGAUAUUACAAAAAUGUUGAAGUCAAAAUGUUUUUGUAGGUCAGCAAAAACAUACUGUGCAUGGAAGACAGCACCAUUCUUUGUCUCACAGCUUUCUCUAGUUGUGACUUUAUUUUUUUUAAUGAGUCUUUGUCCUGGACCCUCCAAUUGCCUAUAAAUGUUGACAAAACUUGAAUAUAAGUUUUUUUUUCCUUUGUAAUAUCUUUGUAAUAACACACAUUCUUAGAUAAAUUCACAUCUUGUUCAACUUUAAGAUGUUUUGACCAAUAUGAAGAAGAUCUCUUGUGGCAUUAUUUUGAAAAUUACAUCAAUCUGAUUUUUCAUGGCAACAAACAAAGAAGCCAACUUAUUAUUCAGCUCCAUUUCAGCACUGUGUCAAAACCAAUCAACUUUACAGUUAGAGUACUUGAAACAAUUCUCUGAUUGUUUAUGUGUGACAUAAACAUCCAAAUGACACUAUCCCUCUGUGGAUAACAAUAAAUUCCAUUUCUAUUCUGGUCUUUUCAAGAGAUUUAUUUUUGUUCAAGCCAGCUGAAACAUUGUCAAAGAUUCAUAAUUUCUCCCUCUUUCCCUCUAAUGAUUACAAUCCCAGGAGCCUUUUUUCUUCUAUCUACAGCAGCAGCUGACUUGUCUGUAUCGCCUCCUAAAUCUCCUCUGAAAACCUCUUGUGAAAUCCAGCAUAUUUAUUUCAGUUAUUUUGUAAUGUAUUAUUUGGGCUGUAUAAUUGUGAUGAAUUAUUUAUUAACAUUUAUUGCUGUAAAUUCUGAUGAAGAUUUACAUUAAAAUAUUUGUAAAAUGUAUUUCUUUGUCUCCUUUUGUGUGUUCCUGCGUGUCUGAUGAGUACAGUACAUAAAGCUCCUGUGAAGAGGUUACUAAUACAUUAAUGCUAAUGCAACAUCCUACAAAUACAAACAAGAUAAUCAGGAAUAAGAGUGGUUAAUUGUAAUUUUGUGACUUUUAAAUCCUCCAACCACUGCCACAGACAAUCACAUGAAGAGACAGAUUUUUCUUUUGCUUUAUACUGAAAAUAUUUAUAGAAUGAUCAAUCAAGUAUGAAAAAAAUCAAGAAGAGAUUUGUUACUCAGAUAUAGGGGUGCACCCCAUUUUUCAGACAAAGUAGGAGUAGAUGUACUGACAUUUGGGUUACUGAUAACAAGUACAAAUAUAAGCACUUAAUAAUGUCAUAAAUGCUCUUUAAAUUAUUUUGAAAGUUUAUUUUCAUCAAUGUUCUUUAUCCCUCCUCUUGAAAAAUGAUCAGUUCAUAGUUUUAAUCUCCUCUACCCUUUUCAUCCUCAUUUAUGUUUAAACAUCAACAAAAUGCAGGCAUGGCCCCAACUUUGACUACAUGCUCUCAUACCACCUACAAUGAUCUGCUAUGUUCUAUGAGUUAGAGCAUGAGUACUGAGGCUACAUAUAGGCACAGAUGCCUGAAGAGGAUUAUACUUGCAGACCAUACAUCUCAGACAGUCUCUCUUGAAGAAAGCUCAAGUGAGACGUCUCCGACAGAAUGGAAAUAGACGCAAAAAAUUUUGGAGAAAAAAAAAUUUAAACUUCUGUUUUGGGUUAGAUAAAGGUCAAGGUAAUGUUUAGGGUACCAAAAGCUAAAAACACAAGUGGCAAAACCUGGACACAUUUUGUAAAGCCAAGUAAACAGCCUGCUAACAGGAAAAGAGCUUGUCCUCCAUGAAA
Molecule: messenger RNA, 8346 nt
Organism: Cheilinus undulatus (humphead wrasse)
Lineage: Eukaryota; Metazoa; Chordata; Actinopteri; Labriformes; Labridae
Product: genetic suppressor element 1-like
Exons: 16
Coding region: 606-4136 (1176 amino acids)
Source: RefSeq, a predicted model, not a curated record